Messenger RNA from Branchiostoma belcheri (Belcher's lancelet), 1487 nucleotides. RefSeq lists its product as uncharacterized. The transcript is spliced from 2 exons. NCBI's taxonomy places the organism in Eukaryota, Metazoa, Chordata, Leptocardii, Amphioxiformes, Branchiostomatidae. The coding region runs from base 468 to 902 and encodes 144 amino acids. The record is from RefSeq and is a predicted model, not a curated record.
AUAUUGUUACAACACUGUGGAAUCAUCUGUGAAGUCACGUCCAUUAUUCUAAUGAGUUUUCUUCAAAUUAGUCCUUCUUUCCUUUGUUUAAAAUGAAUGACACGUGUCUAUGGUAUUUGUGGCCCUUUGCAAGAGUAACACCCAGCGUUUUGGGGAAUAUAAGAAAGACAACCUGAUUCCCAGAUAGAUACAAAAAUGAAGCAAGAAAAUCUAUCACGAUUGAUAACUAUUUGUUUUCGUACACACAUUCUCUGGCAAGUCUCAUUGUGCACUUGUUCGUGCAGGAUCAAUAAUUCAAUAAUAGCAAAAUUGCUCAUCAAUUAUUCAAAAGGGCGUGUUUCGUUUAUACCAUACGUCCCUAGCCCAUGACGUAGCGAAUUCCAUCACUCUAGUAUUAAGCGGUCGUGUUUAUUUGGUAUCUAAUGCAGUUAUAUUUUCUGUGACUUUUGAAGAGGCCGUGAAGCAAAAUGUCGUAUGGCGAGACCAGAACCCAAGAUGGUGGAUACUCCCAACCACAGUCUGGAGGUGACUUCUCUACUGCGUUCCCGCCUCAGCCAAAUGCUGAAGCUGCCAACCGUAGUAACUGCGGGGGAAACGUUUACCCUGCAAAUGUGCCUUACCACCAACCGAUGAAGGGGGUCCAGUCGAACGGAGGGCACCCGGGACAAGCUCACCCCCUGGCACCGGCCUACCCUCCCAUCUCUCACCAGCCUGUGCCUACUAACAAAGGUGUGAUGGUUCAUGGUGCGCAUCCAGCCAAUCAGAAUGCUCGACACGUGCACGGCCCAAGGCAGCGGACCAAUGACUCCAGCCCUUACAUCUGCUGCUGUGUGAUGUGCGCUUUUCCGACCUGCGACUGCGACUGUGACUGUUGCGACGGCUGUGACUGCGACCUCAUGUAAAAGUCUUAGUGCUGUUUAGUCUCACUCACCUUCUCACCCCAUUGCCUGUAGAUCAUACUGGUCUGUCAGUUGAGAGUCCCAAUCAGACUUCUCCCCGCACAGCUUGUCGGCUUCUUCAAAGGAAAUGUUUGUUCUUUUGGCCAGGAUAUUCUUCAGACCAUCAGUCCAUCUCAUCCUGGGUCUACCAAGGGGUCUUAUUCCAGGAGGUUUCCACUCCAGAAUACGUUUCACGCCCCUCGUGGCUGCCAUUCUUUUCACAUGACCAAACCACCUUCAUUGGCUUUUUUCCAGAGUGCUGUUUAGUAUGACAGUGAAAUAAAACAAAGAAAACAGUUGAACCGGACUUAAGGCCACAUUAGAUGUUGGCUUAACGCUGCAGUCUGUAGGAUUAUGUAUGGAUAUGGUAGCACAUGAGAGAACUUGUGAAAAAGGGGGUAACUAUAAUGCAUUGUCUGUUGUCUGUUGUCCGAUGUAAGUUAUCAUUAAUCCUAUCGAGUGUACAUUGUGGAUACAUGAGGGGGUUCUGGAUUUAGAAAUACCGAACCAGCUGCCAUUUGUAUGUAUUCCGAAGACCCAAAAUAUUCA